This is a messenger RNA of Megalobrama amblycephala (Wuchang bream), 6800 nucleotides long. RefSeq lists its product as uncharacterized. Gene Ontology annotation, molecular function: aspartic-type endopeptidase activity; zinc ion binding; nucleic acid binding. NCBI's taxonomy places the organism in Eukaryota, Metazoa, Chordata, Actinopteri, Cypriniformes, Xenocyprididae. Gene Ontology annotation, biological process: DNA integration; proteolysis. The coding region runs from base 291 to 5615 and encodes 1774 amino acids. The transcript is spliced from 2 exons. The record is from RefSeq and is a predicted model, not a curated record.
UCUCUAUGACAAAAAAUGACAGAGUAUUUUAAGUCUGUUUUGCUGCAAUGUGAAAAAAAACCUGCAAAACGCGCCGGCGCGUUUUUAGACCUCAGAGUGUUAAAACCUUGUUGGGUUCAUCUGAGGGUUCCCCUGAAGCUAUUAUUCGUGCGGUAGGUGAUUUGCUGGCUAGGAUUGAAAAACCACCAGGUGAAGGUAGCAGUUAUCGUCGUCUCAGAAUCUUCUCUGGAGCCAUACCUACGCCGGCUGGGGAGGAGUCUUUAGAGAAUUGGCUUGAGCAGGCUCAUCUGAUGGUGGAGGAGAGUGACUGCUCAACCAAAGAAAAAAGACGACGUAUAAUGGAGAGUUUAAGGGGACCAGCUUUGGCUGUGGUUAAAGCUGUGCGUACUGCAGAGACUGGGAUUUCGCCCAAAAAGUGUUUAGAGGCAAUUGAGAGUGCAUUUGGUCCCGCUGAAUCUGGCGAAGAGUUGUAUUUUGCAUUUCGCUUGAUGCAACAACAUCCAGGGGAAAAAUUAUCUGAUUUUCUUAGGCGACUGGAGCAUUCUCUGAACAAAGUAGUACAGCGAGGUGGAUUGCCCACGAGUGGGGUAGAUCGAGCCAGAGUAGAGCAACUUCUCCGUGGUGCUGUCGCUUCUGAUAUGAUGCUAGUCCAUCUCAAACUAAGAGAUAGGAAAGAACACCCUCCUACAUUUUUAGAGUUACUGAGAGAAAUUCGUACUGAAGAGGAAUAUGAAGCCGCCAGGGUUAAAUUGAACUCAUCAGUGAACAAAAUCCAUGCUAGAAUUGAUCAAGACAGUCAGCAGCAUGAGGUUCAAGCUCUAAAAAAAGAGGUCAAAGAGUUAAAAGCUUUGUUUGCAGCUAUGACUACCACUCAGCAGCAACUUGCUGUAACUGGGACAGGGGAGCCAACCCCAAAACCUGUCAGUUCAGGGGGGAGUUUGGAUCCUGAAGUGGUAAGUCUUAAAAAACAAGUGAGAAGGCUGCAGCAAAAAGCCACAGUCCGAGGUUUAAGUACUCCAGCGACUGCAUUACCAGUGGAAGCGUCUCGAGCAGGUAGUACAAUGGUAAAGUACCCCAAGCUUGCCAACAGUUCUGAGGAGUUUUAUUGCUAUCGAUGCGGUGAGAAUGGACACUUCUCUUCUAAAUGUAAAAGUCCUGAAAAUUUGAGCAAAGUCAUACAGAAACUAAUACAAUCUCUUCGGAGGGCAAAACGGAGAGACUCAACUUCAGGAGAUGUUGACCUGGGGACGGCUAACUGUUCUGUAAAAAGGAGUGUUGUAGAAGUGCGGGGAGAUAGACUGAUUCCCAAAGGAUUAAUAGGCCCAACUUCUGUGGUACCGUUGAGGGUUAACGGACAUUCAUGUGAUGCAUUACUGGACAGUGGCUCACAGGUGACCAUAAUAUUUGAAGAUUGGUACAGACGCUAUCUGUCUGAUCUCAAAAUCCAUCCAGUGACUGGAUUAGCCAUUUGGGGGUUAAGUGAAUCCAAUUAUCCCUAUUUGGGUUAUGUAAUGGUAGAUCUGGAGUUUCCAGAAAAACUCACUGGAACUAAUGAUACCAUUUCAGUCUUAGCCCUAAUUUGCCCAGGACCAUCUAGCCCCGAUCAGACUCCGGUUAUCUUGGGUACAAAUGCAAAUUUUUUCAAGCGGCUGGCCCAGCUGUGUAAGGACAGGGCAGGGGUAGACCUUGCUCAGACAUUGGGCAUUGCUGUAGAUACAGCAGCAGAGAACCUGUUGCUAAAUACAGCCAAGCCUAUCUCUGGGUGUACUACUGCUGAAGAUCAUCUGGGUAGUGUCAUCUGGUCGGGCCCGGGUUCUCUGAAUUUACCGGCUGACGGAGACUGUUGUGCCAUAUGUAGUGUGGAGUUAGCUGUGCCAUUGGAAAGUGAGGUUUUGAUGGUGGAGGCGUCACCAUCCGUGACACUGCCCGUAGGGGUAUUACUGCAACCGAUGGUGAUCCCUAGUAAUGGAGUAGAGAUAAACAAUUUCCCAGUGUUGAUACAUAACGAAUCCAAGAGAAGCACAGUAAUUCCGGCGGGAACAGUUGUGGGACAUUUGUAUCCAAUUGAUCCGGUGAAGCCAAUAGCGAAAGCUGAGCAGGUUACUGAACCGUUUGACCCCAAUCUCAUUAAUUUUGGUGAUUCUCCCAUCCCCGAGAUUUGGAAGGAUAGGCUUCGACAGAAGUUAUCACAGCGAGCACGAGUAUUUUCCUUGCAUGAGUGGGAUGUUGGCUUAGCCAAAGGUGUAGAACAUCAUAUUAGGAUGUCGGACUCAAGGCCUUUCCGGGAGCGGUCGAGAAGGCUAGCUCCGGCAGAUAUUGAUGAUGUGCGGAAGCAUUUGCAGGACCUUCUGAAAGCUGGAAUCAUAAAAGAAUCCCGAAGCCCAUAUGCUUCCCCCAUAGUAAUAGCUCGCAAAAAGAACGGGAGUGUCAGAAUGUGUAUCGAUUAUCGCACUUUGAAUAGUCGAACAGUUCCAGACCAAUAUACCACUCCACGUAUUGAUGACGCUUUGGACUGUUUAGCUGGGAGUCAAUGGUUUUCAGUUCUAGAUCUCAGAAGCGGUUACUAUCAAAUUGCUAUGGCCCCAGAGGAUAAAGAGAAAACUGCUUUUGUAUGUCCCCUGGGGUUUUAUCAAUUUGAGAGGAUGCCUCAGGGUGUCACCGGGGCCCCGGCAACCUUCCAAAGAUUGAUGGAGAAAGCAGUGGGAGAUAUGAACCUUCUUCAGGUUUUGGUCUAUCUUGAUGAUCUCAUCGUCUUUGGAAGGUCUUUGGAAGAGCAUGAGGAGCGGCUCUUUAGGGUUUUAGACAGGCUGGAGGAGGUUGGGUUGAAAGUCUCAUUAGACAAAUGUCAGUUUUGUCAAGCCAAAGUGAGAUAUGUUGGGCAUAUUGUGUCUGCGGAGGGCAUUGCCACUGACCCGGACAAGGUUAGUGCUGUCAUAAACUGGCCUCAGCCUGUAGACCUGAAGUCGUUGAGAUCCUUUUUAGGGUUCUGCGGGUAUUAUCGCAGGUUUAUUGCAGAUUAUGCGAGAAUUGUUAAACCCCUGACAGAGCUCACUAAGGGAUACGCCCCCACACAGCGGAAAAAGAAAGCAGAGGCACAUAAAUCCAAUACUUACUUGAAGGAGUCCGAACCUUUUGAUGACCGGUGGACCCCAUCUUGCACUGAGGCAUUUCAUCAAAUUAUUCUGUGUCUGACUACCGCACCCGUCCUGGCUUUCGCUGAUCCGAGUAAACCCUAUGUGUUGCAUGUCGAUGCUAGCUUAGGUGGGUUGGGAGCUGUUUUGUAUCAAGAGCAUCCCUCUGGGCUGCGUCCUGUGGCAUUUGCUAGUCGGAAGCUGAGCAAAUCUGAACAGAAGUAUCCCAUCCACCAGCUAGAGUUUCUGGCACUGAAGUGGGCUAUCGUGGAUAAGUUUCACGAUUAUCUGUAUGGGGCUAAAUUUACAGUCCGUACUGAUAAUAAUCCCCUCACCUACGUGCUUACCACCGCAAAGUUAAAUGCUGCGGGACAUCGCUGGUUGGCUUCCCUAGCCACGUAUGAUUUUGAUGUGCAGUAUCGACCCGGGAGAACCAAUGUUGACGCUGAUUUAUUGUCUCGCAGAGGAGUUGAGAGCCAGGAAGCUGAACCUUGGAGAGGCAUAUCUGAAAUGGGUGUCAGAUCAAUAUGCCAGAGGGUUGGUGCAGUCGUUUCCUCUGAUGGUUCGCCUAGAUAUGUUGAACAAUUGGGAGCCUCCCCAGAAUGCAUUCCUAAAGUGUUUGCAUUUCCUACUCACCUGAGUUGCAAUUCUAUGGAGCAGAAGUCACGUGCUGAGUUGAUCCAUGCACAGAAGAAUGAUGCUACCUUAGGUUCUGUAAUUUCUGCAUUGGAAGAUGGAAAAUGGCCUGUGGAAGUAGAAGGAAAGUCAGAGUUAGGGCUGAUGAAGCGAGAGGGAGGACGGUUAGUCAUGAAGGAGGGACUACUUUAUAGAAGUAAUAAAACAUCUUCUGGUAAAGAAACUUGGCAAUUGGUGUUGCCAUCGAAAUUCAGAGAGACUGUGCUGAGAUCAUUACAUGAUGAUAUGGGCCAUUUAGGGGUGGAACGCACCAGUGACCUGUUGAGGAAUCGGUUCUUCUGGCCUAAGAUGGCUCAAGAGGUUGAGCAGUAUAUCAAGAAUUGUGGACAGUGUGUUACAUACAAAACUCCUUGCAAGAAGUCUGCUCCGUUACAUCAAAUUGUCAGUAAUGGACCUCUAGAUCUUGUAUGUAUUGAUUUCUUGUCGAUGGAGCCUGACUCCAAGGGGAUCAGUAAUGUACUAGUGGUUACUGAUCAUUUUACUAGAUACGCACAGGCCUUUCCGUCCAAAAAUCAAACCGCUCUCACUGUUGCCAAAAUUCUAGUGGACAAAUAUUUUGUUCACUAUGGUUUGCCAGCUAGGAUUCAUUCAGACCAGGGGCGGGAUUUCGAAAGCAAACUGAUUAAAGAGCUCCUGAGUCUUUUGGGUAUACGGAAAUCUCGCACCACUCCCUAUCACCCUCAGGGUGACCCCCAACCUGAGCGUUUUAAUCGCACCCUACUUUCUAUGCUGGGGACACUGGGACAGGAGAAAAGACGGCAAUGGAGUCAACAUGUAGGUCAUGUAGUACACGCUUAUAAUAGCACCAAGUCUGACGCUACAGGAUUUUCUCCUUAUUACCUAAUGUUCGGGAGGGAAGCGAGAUUGCCUGUUGAUUUGUGUUUUCCCAUUUCCUCUGAUGGGCAAGAGGAGAGACAGCAUGCACAGUAUGUGAAAAAACUGAAACGUGAUUUGCAGGAAGCCUAUCAGCUGGCAUCGAACGCAGCUGAUAAAGUGCACCAACGUAAUAAAAAGGCUUACAAUAGUAAGGUGAAGUUUCAGAACCUAGACGUUGGUGAUCGAGUGUUGCUCCGAAAUCUUGGGUUGAGGGGUAAGCACAAACUCCAGAGCCGCUGGAGUCCUAUACCCCAUGUUGUUGUAGGGAAAAUGCCUCACUUACCUGUUUAUAAGGUGAAACCGGAACAGGGCCAGGGAGGAGUGAGGUCUCUCCAUCGUGAUAACCUCUUACCCAUUGGCCAAUGGGUAAGGAUGCCAGAGAGCACAGUUGAUGUUGAGACGCUAAAAGGGGUGAAAACACGGUCACAAUUAGAAGAAAGACACAAGAGAACACAAAGGCGAGCAGAAUCCUUACCUGAGUUGUCAGAGUCUUCUUCUGAGUCAGAGAGUGAAAGACCAGACCGCCAUUUUGGGGCCUGCAUUGAUCAUUUAUUGCAGAACAGGGUGUCACGAGAAAGAUCUUUUACCUUAAGUCCAGCAGAGCUGGAUGAUCAAAGCCUAGAUGAUAAUGAUUCAAGUGUGGAAGAAGAUCAGAUCUCUUUAGAUUGUCCUGAUGAGGAAACAGGGGACAGUAGUUUUGAAGCAAUGUCAGAAAGGGAGGAAGCUGAUCAUGUUAUCAUUCAUGAGGAAAGACAAAGAUCAAAAGAAAAACCAGCAGUGUGCCCUACCCCAAGAGCUAGUAAUAAAAGGAGGAUAAAACCUGUAAUUAAACUAACAUAUGAUGAGCCAGGUAAAGCUAAAGAUCUCCCGAUAACUAUAGUGCAUAGAGGAAUCGUAAUUAAGGUUGGUUAGAGGUGAUUCCGAGAGAAUGAGAUAGUUCAUCCUCUUCUAGUUUGUUCGUCUAGUUUGUUCCUAUUCUAAGUUAAAUGUCUGAUGAGGACAUCUAGACAAUUAAAAAGGGGGAGGGUGUAACCCAAUAGGAAAAUGUGGUUUAAAUUUCCUUUGUUGUUCAUUUCUUUAUUCAUGGUUUAUUUAUUAUGAUGGUAUUAUAUGUUAAAACCUUCAAUUAUUAAGUGUAAAUGUGUUUAGUUUGUUUUAUUUUUAUUUCUUACCUUAUGUGUGGCCAAUCAGAUGUCCAGGGCAGAGGUGAAGGGGAGGAGCUAGAGGAGAGAAGGGAGAAGGGGUAUGAGAAAGAAUGUGACAGCGUGAGCUGGCGAUCGGUAUAUUAAACAAAUAGAUUUGUGUGUUGUUAUUAUAGAUUAGUGGUUUUCAAAACGAAAGCUGAGUAACUAAUUUAUAAUUUGAAAGGAGAGAGGGGACUUUAAAACAAAGUUUCUACAAUUUCUCCCUAUUUUGAGUUCACGUGGACAACGCAGCUCGGGCGUUCUGAUCAGAUACUCUGUUAGCAUGAUCUAACCCAGUGCAUGCGCAAGGCAGAGUGUUGCGCAGAGACUAAAUCUAUUUACCAACGAACGAGGACAGCGCGAGGAACUCGUGAGGAAAUCGGACAGUGCUCGGAGUUACUUAGCAACACUCGGAGUUCCGCUGGCGGCGAGGGAUUCCCCUGAUCGUUGUCAUCGAGUCAUCGAUUGUCUGCACGAGUGAGGAAACCUGUUUAACUGGAUCGAAGCCACUAUUUCACUAUCAUCGUUCUGAUUCCUGAAUGUCAUUGCUCUCCUCAUCAUCUACCGGAACGGCGGUUGAUUGGUUUGAGUCACCUGGAGUGUCAUCUGAUGUUUAAACAUGGUUUUAACUGGAAGUUGGAAGGAAGAUUAUCCACAGGAGGGCAGUGUUUCUUAAAAUUUGCCCAUGGCUCGGCACAAGCAUGACCUUGAAGCAGGACUGGGAAUGAGUUGAUGCUGCAUUUAAGGUCUUACAUUCAUUUACAAAGGUUUACACACACACACACACACACAUAUUAGUGCUGUCAAUGAAUUAAAAAUAUUAAUUAAUCACACAUUUUUCUAUAAUUAAUGGCGAUUAAUCACACAUUAAAGUUUUUAAUAUAGUUUUAUAUUGUAAUCAUUUCACAUUUAA